This is a messenger RNA of Drosophila hydei, 3441 nucleotides long. RefSeq lists its product as uncharacterized. Gene Ontology annotation, molecular function: DNA-binding transcription factor activity; RNA polymerase II cis-regulatory region sequence-specific DNA binding. The transcript has 5 exons. The record is from RefSeq and is a predicted model, not a curated record. The coding region runs from base 117 to 3338 and encodes 1073 amino acids. Gene Ontology annotation, biological process: regulation of transcription by RNA polymerase II. NCBI's taxonomy places the organism in Eukaryota, Metazoa, Arthropoda, Insecta, Diptera, Drosophilidae.
UAUUAUCAGAUGUUUUGAUAUGAUAUCAGAUCAGUGCCACAGCUUUUUGUCAACUGAAAUGUAAUGCGAAGUUAGCUAAAAUGCAGCUAUAAACAAUUACACAUGCACAUUGCAAUAUGAACGCGGAUGCGGAUGUGGCCUUUACGAGCUUCUACAGCACCGUGGGCAGCCAGUUGCAGCAUGCAGACCUGUCGUUGUCCACGCCCAUUCACUCGCUGGAGCCCGACAAUUUCACCGGCUUUUUUGACGAUGAGUCCGCAUUGCUGAGCAUUCCAUUACCCAUAGCAACUGGAGCAACUGCAGUGAGCGCCCACAAGAGCUCCUCUUCCGCUGGCCUCGUCGAUUCCCCCUGCAUUCCAUUUGUACAAAUCCAUACAACAGACUUGCAGCAGCAGCCCCAGCCGAGCCGCAGCUAUCGCAAUGGCUUUCGCCGAAAGACAGCAGAGAUUAAGUCUGAAGCCGAGUUGAUCAAAUCGGAGCUGGCUGAGGCGGCCAAGGAGCGCACCAAUGCCACGCCCACGCCGCCAACAGCAAAGGCAAUAGCCAGCGAUAGCUGUCAGUCGGAUUUGCCACUGAACAAAUGUCCCAAUUGUCCGUUCCUGAGUCUCUGUCCACUGAAGGCGCAAACGCACAUCAGCAGCUGCUUUGGCAUCGAUGCACAGCAUCGUCUGCUCUGUCCAGGCUGUUCGAAUGUCUUCUAUAGCGCAGAUGUACUCAAUCUACAUCUUAGCGCCGAUCAUCAGCUGGAGCCGCAGGAGAUUGCCGCACUUGCCAAGUCGAAUGAUUCGGCUUCCAAGAAGCCCCAGCCGAUGCCCAAAAGUCGCAUCUAUAUCAAGAAUGUAAACUGCUUGCGUGAGCCGCAGCUGCCGGACUUUCUGCCGCCUGAUGGCAAUAUACUAGAUCUACUAGAUGAUGUGGAGGAAGCUGGCAAUUGCUCCAAUCCACAGCAGCAGCAGCAGCAACAUCAGCAGCCGCAUCAGGUGCAGGAGGACCCGCCUAGCUCAGCCGUACAAAAAAUAUCUAUUAAGAGCGUGGACGUUCUAAGAGAGCCAGCGCUGUUGCCCUUUGAUUUUCCAAUGCCCAGCAAUGGAAACCAGCAACAGCAGCAGCAGCAACAGCAACAGCAACAACAGGAACUGGACCAGCUGCCGCCUCUAAUGAUCAACAACAAUCUGCUGGACAAGCCACGCCAACCGAAGAUCUACAUAAGAAAUGUGGAUAUAUUAAAGGAGCCCAUGCUGCUCCCUGGCAUGGGCUUUGGCAAUGCAACCGCUUCGACUGUAGCCAGUCCUGCAGAGGUCUACAAUGCGGAGACGCUGCUGACGCCAACAGGCGGCCCACUGCCUAGCUUUGAGCCGCUGACCAGCAUGUGCAGUGAGCCUUUCAGCUUUGACUCUGUGCUGAGUGGUGGUAGUGGUGCAGGCAACAGCGCCAGCAGCAGCAGCAGCCACAACUUUAGCGCGUUGGAUCUGGAUUUUAGCGUUGACUUUGAUCAAAGUGUGCAAUUAAAUGCGGAGCCGGAUCAUUCACUGCCCAGCGAGCAACAGCAGCAGCAGCAGCAGCAGCACCAGCAGCUGACGGAGCUAGCGCCACAUGAAGAGUUUAACCGAGAGCUGGAUAACUAUUUGCCCGCAGUAGUGCCAACAGCAACAGCAACAGCCCCAGCCACAGCCGCAGCCACAACGGCAGCAACAACCACAGCAGCCACAGCAACCACAUCGAAGCAAAAGAUCUUUAUCAAGAACGUGGACAUCUUGAAGGCGCCUCAGCGUGGCACGCUCCAUUUGCGCACGGUGGACGAACUAAAUCUGAUGAAUCGCAACGAAGUGGAGCACUUGAUUGUGCCGAAUCGGGAGCCAUUGCCACUGGAGCUGCCCCUGAAUGCACCAGCUGUGGCUUUGGAGCCUUCGUUGGUUGAUUUGCCGCCGCCAUCUGCACCGCUGAGCUAUGAUGAUAGCUACGACUUGGCCGAGGAUCUGGAGUGCUGGCCCUGGAUGGAUGACGAGGUGGACGAAGCGGAGCAACAGUUGCAGCUGGAGCCUCCGCACAGUGAUCUAUUGAUCAAGGACUUCCCGCAGCUGUAUCCACAGCCAGCUGCCAAUUCGGGGCCUGUGCCGCCCCUGGUGCCAGUCACCGGCUCAGUCGAUGCCGCCGCAAUCGGUGCAGAUAACCUUAGCGGACUGCCCGUGCCGCCGCUUGUGCCUUUACCCAGCGAGAAGACUGCACGCAUCUAUGUGGCCAACAAUUUGCUGCCCGCUGCUGCUGCCGCUGUGGAGCAGCCCUUAGCUGGCGGCACCUCUGUGCGUGGUCGUCCCUAUGGUGCCAAACAGGCUGGGUCAGGUCAGUCCAAGCGUCGACUGACCCAGGGCGCAGCUGCUCAACCACAGGAGGCCAGUGGCAAAAAAUGCACCGUCGAUGGCUGCAUGUUCCGCUUCAAGUCGACAGCGACACUCGACUACCAUGGACGCUGUCACAAUGGGGCUUUGGGCUCCGCCCAGCCCAUGAUCUGUCCGGAGUGCAGAUCGACGCAGUUCAGCAAUUGGAAUUGUUUGCAUACGCAUCUGUGGCGCACGCAUGCCAUCGACAUGGAGCUCUACUGCUGUCAGCUGUGCAGCUUCAAGACGCCCAUCUAUUCGCGGCUGGUGAACACCCACGCGAAGAUCCAUUCCGAGGAGCGCAACUACAAGUGCGAGCAGUGCGGCAAGGGCUUCAAGAACACCAAGCAGCUCAAGAACCAUCGGCGACUGCAUCGCACACAGGGCCUAGGCAUGAGCAAGCCAGCAAACGAGGAGCAGCAGCAGCAGCAGCAGCAGCUGCAGCCAAUGCUGCCUGUGCUGCAUCGCUGUGAGGAUUGCGGCGCGGCUUUUAAGCAUCGGAAGACAUUGCGCGAGCAUCUGUGUAAGCAGCGCAACGAGCAGCCACAGUGCCCCACCUGUCAGCGCGUCUUCAGCUCGAAGAGCAGCCUGAAGCUACACAUGCGCAGCCAUCAGGCGAACAAGCGGUUCAAGUGCAACAAGUGCGACUACGAGGCGAAUGAUCACAAUGCCUUUCGUCGCCAUCUGGGCACGCAUCAGGAGCCAAAGCGGUAUGCCUGUCCGCAUUGCGAUUUCCGUGCCAUUCAGAGCACUGCCUAUCGGAUACAUUUGCAAAAGGUGCAUCCGGAGCUAGAACUAUCCACGAUUAUACACAAAUGCAAUGCGUGCAAGUUCUCGAGCAUCAAUCACGGCCUGCUGCUGGUCCACCAGGCCAAGCAUCAUCCAGUCGAGCCAUCAAAUUCUAAGAUCAAAGUCAAAAGCAGCCUUCAGCUGGCACAUUCCACUGAUGCUCAAAAUAUCUAGACAUCUUAUAUCUACCUAUCCAUCAGCAACUAUAUAUAUCAAUAUACACAAAGUGCGGGCGCAUAGCUAAUAGAACUUUUAUACCAAAAUUAUAUAGAUAUAU